ACACAUAACCCAUUCUUUUUAUAAUCAACCAACAACAAGCAAUAUAUCCAGUAACUUAAUCUUUUCUUUCAUCUUCAGCUUUUGCUUCAAAAAGAAAGAAAACUUUCAGACAAAGAAAGAAAUUAUAAAUGGCUCUGGUGAGAAGUCUACUGGGUGCCAAAAAGAUUCUAAGCCGCUCCACCGCAGCAGUCUCAGCGGCACCAAUAGGGUUUCUUACAGUGUACGUAGGAGAGAGCCAGAAGAAGAGAUAUUUAGUGCCACUCUCAUACCUGAACCAGCCUUCGUUUCAAGCUCUGCUCAGUAAAUCUGAAGAAGAGUUUGGGUUCGAUCAUCCGAUGGGUGGCUUAACGAUCCCUUGUCCCGAAGAUACCUUCGUCAAUGUGACGUCUCGGCUCCAAUGAUGAUGAUCCAGCAUUUGUUUUUCCGAGUUAGACAUAGACUUAUUCAUUGUAAAUAGAUCUUUUCUCUUUCUUCUUGAAACAGUAAUUGUUCUAAAAGUUUAGAGAGUGGAUGCCAUUUUUGUGCAACUGAUACACACGAUCAUGUCAAUACAUUUUGGAAUGAUCUUUGAAAACUAAA
Messenger RNA from Arabidopsis lyrata subsp. lyrata, 579 nucleotides. RefSeq names its product auxin-responsive protein SAUR22. Bases 129 to 401 code for a protein of 90 amino acids. Gene Ontology annotation, biological process: response to auxin. Lineage: Eukaryota; Viridiplantae; Streptophyta; Magnoliopsida; Brassicales; Brassicaceae. The transcript has a single exon. The record is from RefSeq and is a predicted model, not a curated record.